Cydia strobilella is the source of this 2047-nucleotide messenger RNA. Its product is annotated as zinc finger protein 431-like. Gene Ontology annotation, biological process: regulation of transcription by RNA polymerase II. Gene Ontology annotation, molecular function: DNA-binding transcription factor activity; RNA polymerase II cis-regulatory region sequence-specific DNA binding. Bases 518 to 2002 code for a protein of 494 amino acids. NCBI's taxonomy places the organism in Eukaryota, Metazoa, Arthropoda, Insecta, Lepidoptera, Tortricidae. The record is from RefSeq and is a predicted model, not a curated record. The transcript is spliced from 2 exons.
AUCUUGAUAGUUAGCAUCGUGAUUAAUUACUUUGUUUUUUGCUUAUUAAUAUUGUUUAAAGUGUAAUAUCGAUAGCUUAUUAUACAGUAAACUAAUGUGGUAGUGUGCAGUGAAUGGAGAAUUAAUUUUGAAGCGCGUUUAACCACCAUCUUGGAGUCAACGGCCGGUAGUCCACGUGCUUCUUGUAAAGACUAGCUAUCGAUUUACAAGAGCUAACAAAUCACCGUACACUGUCUUGUACAACCGUACAAUUUUUGUCGUUUUUAAACCUCUUAAUACCUUGAUACUGGCGAAAUAGUCCCACUGGGCUGAAGCCAUAAUUUUAAAAGAAGAAGAAGAAGAAGAAAAUUCUCUUAUUUCUCUUUGUUUAAUCUGAUUUUGGAAAUUGGAGGAAUUUCACCAAGAAGAUUGUCGCGUAGCAUAUAGAGGAUUUGUUUAAAACGUAGUGGUUAUAUUGUCUUUGGAUUUGGUUACUCAAACGAAUAUAAUUAUCGAAUCGAAGUGUUUUUAGUUGACGAUGGAGUCGUCAGCGUUACCGAGCGGAGAGUAUCUUUCCGUGAAGGCUGAGCCAUGUGAAGAUGUGUGUAUAACAGACAAACCCUCGUUCGAGGAAUUGUUUGUUAAAGAUGAACCUUUGCUGGAUGACGUGUGUAUCAAAGACGAGUCCAAGUGCGAGGAUGUGUGUGUAAAAGACGAGUCGCUCGGCGUGAGCGCGGCGGCGGAGCUGUACACCGGCCACGUGGUGAAAGAUGAGCUCGUGCUCGGCCCCGUGCUAGUGGAGCGGCGCGUGCGCCACGCAACAACAGGACUCACUCCACAGAUGACACGAACAAGACUCGAAACUUAUCAAUGUGCCCACUGUAAAUAUGCAACAGUUAGAAAACUAAGUUUAAUUAGUCAUUUGAUGAAACAUACCAGUGUAAAGCCAUACAAAUGUUACCAGUGUGCUUUUUCUUGCAGCUACAAGAGUCUUAUGCAAGUUCAUGUAAGGAUACACACUGGUGAAAAGCCUUACACAUGUGAUCAGUGUAGUUAUGCUAGUGCCUGCCAAACUGAUUUACGACUUCAUGUAGAUACUCAUACUAAUAAGAAACGUUACCAGUGUAACCAGUGUAAUUAUGCUGGCAAUCGAUUAAAUCUUUUUAAACUUCAUGUAAAGAAACACACUGGUGAAAUGCCUUACAAAUGUGACCAGUGUACUUAUGCUAGUGCCCGCAAACGUUUUUUAGAAAAACAUAAAAUGGUACACAAUAGUACAAAACCUUAUAAUUGUAAUCACUGUAGUUAUUCAACCAUCAUAAUGUCUGAUUUGAAUGUUCAUGUUAGGAUACACACUGGUGAAAAGCCCUACAAAUGUGACCAGUGUAGUUAUGCUACUGGCAAAAAAAGUAUUUUAAAAAUUCAUAAUAUGAUACACACUAAUACAAAACCUUAUAAAUGUCACCAUUGUAGUUAUGCUACCAAUCGAACCCAUCAGUUAAAACUUCAUAUAAGAACACACACUGGCGAAAAGCCACACACUGGUGAAAGGCGCUACAAAUGUGACCAGUGCAAUUAUGCUACUUUCAAAAAAAGUAAUUUAAAAACUCAUAUAAGAACACACACUGGCGAAAAGCCUUACAAAUGUGACCAGUGUAGUUAUGCUACCAACCGAACAUAUCAUUUAAAAACUCAUAUAAGGACACACACUGGCGAAAAGCCUUACAAAUGUGACCAGUGUAGUUACGCUAGUUCGUACAAAAAAGGUUUACUAAUUCAUAAAAGCACACACACGAAUGCUGCUUUAUACAAAGAUAAUUCGCGAGUUCAUGUUAGCAAACAUGCAUAUGAGAAACCUUACAAGUGUGACCACUGUAGUUAUACUUGCAAUCUGAAAUGUUUUAUGAAAGAUCAUGUAAAGACGCACACUAGUGAAAAAUCUUACAAAUGUGACCAAUGCAGUUUUGUUUUUCAGUACAAAACAUCUUUACUAAUCCAUAAAAGCAAGCACACUAAUGGGUAAAGUUACGCUUACGCUUAUAAUGUUAUUGUAUAAUUUUUAAAUAUA